This is a messenger RNA of Baudoinia panamericana UAMH 10762, 1515 nucleotides long. RefSeq lists its product as uncharacterized. NCBI's taxonomy places the organism in Eukaryota, Fungi, Ascomycota, Dothideomycetes, Mycosphaerellales, Teratosphaeriaceae. Gene Ontology annotation, biological process: tetrahydrobiopterin biosynthetic process; tetrahydrofolate biosynthetic process. The transcript has 2 exons. Gene Ontology annotation, cellular component: cytoplasm. The coding region runs from base 213 to 1235 and encodes 340 amino acids. Gene Ontology annotation, molecular function: GTP cyclohydrolase I activity; GTP binding; zinc ion binding. The record is from RefSeq and is a predicted model, not a curated record.
ACAGCACAACAAAGAUCUGGAGUUUCGGCGCAUUGUCGAUCAGGUGAGACGAUGAUGGAGUGUGGUUAUAUCAAGCGAUAGGCGGCCGAAACAUGUCGUGGCUCUUCUACCACAUUCAGGCCGCCUACUCCAAUUACUACCUAUAGCACGCGACACACUCUGCAUACCUCGGUCCCACAAACCUGGCUUGGUAUUGGCAGUCGACAGCGACGAUGGAACCCUUUCUGCAUCAAUCGGCUGGGGAGAAGUCUGCACAAACUCGUAUGGUGAACGGGCAUUCUCCACAUGCAGCGCCGCCUGCUACAAGCGCUCUUGACCAGGUUGAGCGCAAAAGGACAGCGCAGUCUAUACAGGCCUCCAUGAACGCGCACAGGGAGCCCAUAAGCAUGGAUCGAUUACAUCUGGACGACGAGAGCGAUCCACCACAUAUGAACGGGUCGCAAGAGCACUCGGCCGAGCAGUAUGAACAGGUAGAGGACGGGGACAUCGAAGACUUGGACGUAAAGGUGGCUGCCAGAGAUGCUCGAGACGAAGCCUUGGUUACGCCUGCCGCCAUCUCGCGCGCUGCAUCGCCGUUUACCGCUCAUCCGCCUGUUGACUUUGACGGCCUGUCCUGGCCAUCCGCUGGCACGCUUGCUCGACUGCAGGAACGUAACAAUCCUGAAGAAGCGCAGGCGCGGCUCAAGAAGUUGUCCGGUGCGGUACGGACUAUUCUCGAGUGCAUUGGCGAAGACCCGGAUCGAGAAGGUUUGCAUGGCACCCCGGAAAGGUACGCAAAAGCCAUGAUGUUCUUCACGAGAGGCUACGAAGAGAACCUCCGCGACAUCGUGAACGGCGCAGUGUUUCAUGAGGAUCAUGAUGAGCUAGUGAUCGUGAAGGACAUCGAAGUGUACAGUCUUUGCGAGCACCAUUUAGUGCCUUUCACCGGCAAGAUGCAUAUUGGCUACAUCCCAGCCCGCCGAGUCAUAGGCUUGUCAAAGCUGGCACGUAUAGCGGACAUGUUCAGCCGGCGACUCCAGGUACAGGAGCGUCUUACCAAGCAAGUCGCACUCGCACUCUCCGAGGUGCUGAAGCCGCAGGGUGUCGGCGUGGUGAUGGAGAGCAGCCAUUUGUGCAUGGUGAUGCGAGGGGUGGAGAAGCAUGGCGCGACGACCACGACGAGUUGCAUGCUGGGUGCGAUGCGGAAGCGGGCAAAAACGAGGGAAGAGUUUCUGAGUCUGUUGAAUAGGAGAUGAUUGGUAUCGGCGUUCUGGUGAAGAUGGCGUUUAUUGAAUCCACGGGCGGCCGCUUCAACAGGCCUUGGUGGUGACGGUGCGUUACUGCGCGAUUGCGGGAUGCUCAACACGAACAGUGCACCGAAGCAGAUACGCGAAUACACUUACAUGCAGCGCUCUUGGAACCGUUGUAUUUGCUGAUAUGAGUGUGGCUUCCUUUUCUGCUCCUUCCUCAUGACUGGCCGCUCCUUCCCAACACAGUGCAUUCACGACCCUUGCCACCAGCCACAACCGAUCCACG